CCAGAGCCUCAUUCCUCGUCCAACCUUCAAGCCGAUCAGUCGGCCCUAGUCGCGAGUGAAGUGCGCGCUUCGCCUGCGAGAUAUUUGGGGACUUGGAAAGUAAACCAGUGCCAUCAUGAAGUACGUGACGAAACGCCAACGCAAGCGCAAGAAGAACAAAGGUGACAUAUUCCAGCGCCCGGGCCACCCAACAGAUGCUCCCGGAAUGGGAUCGGAACUGGAGAAUCCGGACGAGCGUGUGAGUGCUGAGGAGAUUGAGGAGGAGAAGGACCAGGCUACCAAUUUGCCUGCAAACUUUUUAGCUCCCGAGCUCAUAUCCACUCGUCAUCCUUUGAAAUCGAAGAAAUUUUUGGGCAGGUCGCUGGCGCUACAUCCACCCGGUGUCCGGCGUCCUCACAACAGUGUCCCAGUACACAGCAUCCGAAGCUUCAGCACCAGCUCCAGCUCCAUUGGCAGCACCAGCAGCUGCUACUCGGGACAGACCACAGAGAAGUUGGUGGCGGAGAAGGAGCUCUUCGACCACUACUGCCACCACAGCAGUCCGCUCACACUGGGCAGUUUUAUGGACCUGGGAGGAUUCCAGAACGGUGCCCGAGGUCGUCGCAAAACCCAGUCCGAGACAAAGGAGCGCUCCAAGUCCAGGACCAAAAAGAAGGUGGUGGAGAUCGUACAGGAGUCGUACUCAGUGCCGUCGAUUAGUUCGGUGACGCCAUCGCCGCCAUCCACCAGUUCGGUGGCCAAUUCCAUCAACUCGUACUCAAGUCGUCGCAGCUCCCUGUUGGAGGAGCCAAUUGGAGAAGUCAUGGUCCAGACCUCCGGUGCAGGUCCCUCGAAUCAUCAUCCAGUCAACGGGCACGAUUCGCCCAAGCUCACCACCACCACCACCAUCCAGAUCUCGCCCUACCCCCGUGCUAGUCAUUCGCGCGACAAUUCGCCCAGCAUUGUCGUGGAUCUCGGCCCACUGAUGCCCAUUACCGGUGCCAGCCGGGAGGCGGAGGGGGCUGUCGGCGGUGGUGACGCCGCCGCCGCCGCCGCCAUUGGUGCCAGCCGGAGCCAGCAAACUGGGUUUCCACCACCGGAAUUCUGGCAGAAUCCUCUCCAGCUGAGCUUCCUGGACAACGGGGAGUCGCAGGACAACAGUCCGCCGAAUGCCAAGUACGAGGAUAACGACGAAGAGGUCGCCCCCGAUGACAAGAAGCUGAAGCCGAUUGGGUACGAGGCCAGGAUGCAACGGCUGAGGAACGGCGGACCCAAUGCUCGGGAGAGGGCGGCGGAGAAGGCCAGGAUCACCUUCGGCACCACCGAGUGGCUGUGGAACUCGGCCUCGGACGCCCCCCACCUGAGCAUUGUGGAGAGCAUCCGGAACAUCACUAGUCGGGCCCCGUUCGCCCAGGACACCAGUCGGGACUAUCCCGGCCACUGGCUGCCGAGCAUCUGGAGCGUGGAUCAGGCGGUGGUGCGCCGCUGCAUGGGCGGGCGCAUCUCAAACUGGCCCUCGACCUUCCGCAACCUGAUUCCGCCCCAGCAGUUGAGUCGCUACAACGCCCAACAGAACCAGAACCUGGGCUUGAACCUGCCGCCGAGUAGCCAGGCCGCCACCGCUUCCGACAACUGGUGCCCGUUCCUGGCCGGGAACUUCGACAACGAGAGGAGUCUAUCCCUGGUGCCCAGCAAUCCGGUGCCGUCCACCCAGAAUUUCAGAAACAACCAAUUGGCUCUCCCGCCGCCUCAGCAACUGCAGCAGCCGCCACCUCGAGCUCAACCGCAGCAACAGCAGCUGCAACAUGUGUCGCAGCCUCCGCAGAUGCAACAGUUGCAACAUCUAGCCCAAGCACAGCAGCAACAUCUUACUCCGUUGCAGCAGCAGCAGCAGCAGCAGCAGCAGCAGAAUCUUGCGCUGCAGCAGAAGCAUCUAGGUCAGCCGCAGCAGCAACAUCUUCAACCAUAUCAGGGCCAGCAGCAGCAGUUGCAAUUCCAGCAGCAACUUCAGCCUCCUUCGCAGCUGCAACAGCAACUCCAGGCCCAGUCACAGUUGCAGCAGCAACUUAAUCAACAGCCGCAGCAGAACAAUUACAUUUGGCCACCGAAUUCUCGUCAGCCAGCCGUAGGUUCGAACGCGCAGCAGCAACAGUAUCUUCAGGCGGCUAACUUGCAGCAGCAACAUCUUCAGAACAACUCGCAGCAGCAGAAGCAACAGCAGCAGCAGCAACAGCAGCAGCAGCAGCAGUUGCAGCAGCAGCAAUUACAACAACAGAAGUUACAACAGCAGCAGUUACAACAGCAGAUGCAGCAGCAACAACUACAACAACAGCAGUUGCAACAACAGAAGUUGCAACAGCAGCAGCUGCAGCAGCAACAGCUACAACAACAGCAAAUGCAACAACAAUUGCAACAACAGCAACUGCAGCAACAACAGCUACAACAACAGCAGCUACAACAACAGAAGUUGCAACAGCAGCAGUUGCAACAGCAGCAGUUGCAACAACAGCAUCUGCAGCGUCCGAACAACAACUUGCAGCCGCAGCAGCUGAAUCAUAACUUUUCGCAGCAAAAUCACAACCAGCAGCAGCAGCAGCAGCAUCUGCAGCAGGACCGCCAGUUGCCACAGGCAGCCUCCGCCCAGCCGCACUCCAAUCAGCCGCCGCACAGCCGCUUCCACCGCAAGUCGAACAACUUCACCGGAUGGAACAACUGGAUGGACGCCUGCCACCUGUGGCACGUGGAGGUCUUCCCGAACAACCUCUCCCAGGAGGACCUGGACGCUCUCCAGAUGUAUGCCAUCUACGGCGAGCUCUUCUUCGACAUGCCCAUGGGCAAGCGGUACAAGGACACCCUAGAUCCUACCGAUACUGCUGCUCAGCCUGGCACUGGCCACCAAAACUCCACUUCCACCCAGAAUCAGUCCACUUUGCGCCUCAAGCUGAAGCUCCAGCAGCCGAAGGGCAAGUUCUCCACUGCCGCUUUCCGUCUGGCUGGGAUUGAUCCUCCAGCUGGAGCUCAAACUUCUACUUCGAAUGGCAGCUUCUCCGGGAAUUCUCAGGUGCUGCGUCUGCGUAACAAUGAGAAAAAGAACAACUCUGAAAAAUCAAACGAGUCUGGAGCCACAGGGUAUUCGCAUCCUGGCGCCAAUAACGCCGGAAGGGGAGGUGCCUCCGGAUCUGGCGCCUCAAGUGGCAUCAAUGGCGGAGCAACUGGCUCUUCCAGCGGUUCAGGAGGUAAUGCCGAGUCCCCGGCCAAGGAGGACUUCAAGCUCAACAAGGCCAACUUCCCGCCACUGCCGGCGCCAAACCAGAAGCGCAAGGACUAAGCCAAAAAGGACUAAUUCAUAUUGAAUAUUCAGGAAGAUAAAUACAAAAUUUAAGGCAACAGCUUUAGCUUUAAAUUGAAGUUAAAGUUUAAAGUUAAAAAAAAAAAACAAGAAAGAUAAAAGAUAAUUUAUUUAAAAGAGGCAAGUAAGAAGAAACAUCUACAAUUUAAUCAAAAAUCAAAAAUAUUUAAACUAAAAAUAGAGGUAGAUGUAGAAAAUGAUCCAUAAUACUUUGUGCCUUUAAAUCUUAAACUCUCUUACUUAAAAUCCUUUAAAAUCCUUUACUUUAAAGGAAAAAUCUGAAAAACAAAACUACACGUUUCUCUAACUUUCUAUACUUUUUUUUUUAAACUUUGAUGCAAAAUCCAAAACCCACAACAAAAACACAAUUUAUGCUUUUCAAAAUCUCAAAUUUGAAAGAUCUAAACACGCAAAUCACAAAACUCAUUCCUAAAAAUUGUUGUAACCAUUUUUAUGGAAAAAACAAACAAAAUGUUCAAUUUUUUUUAUCCAUCUACUCUAAUGGAGAAAUAGAAAUGAAAGAAUUUCAAAGGAAAAACUACAUAAAAAAAGUAUUUAUCUAUUCCUCUUAAACAAAAACUAUAUUCUUACACUUUUCAAUCAAAAAUAUUUAUCAAACAUAUUUAUUCAGAGAAUCUAAAGCGCAUUUUAAAAUUACUUUCAUUUCAUUAAAAAACAAAAUUUGCAAACAAAAUGUAACAAGUUUCAGAAAAAAAAACAUUUGUAAAGAUCUUCAAAUUUUACUGAACAAUUUUUGUGACAAUUUUUGUAUAAUUUUUUUUUCUUUGUAAACCGAAGACUUCAUAGAAUAAAGCGCAGUUCAUUUUAACAAAAUUAUCAUCAA
Molecule: messenger RNA, 4172 nt
Organism: Drosophila ananassae
Lineage: Eukaryota; Metazoa; Arthropoda; Insecta; Diptera; Drosophilidae
Exons: 4
Coding region: 116-3307 (1063 amino acids)
Source: RefSeq, a predicted model, not a curated record